This is a messenger RNA of Symbiodinium pilosum, 909 nucleotides long. NCBI's taxonomy places the organism in Eukaryota, Dinophyceae, Suessiales, Symbiodiniaceae. The record is from the annotation of a GenBank genome assembly.
AUGAAUCCCCCGACCUUCUACAGCAUCUGCACCUCCAACUGGAAACACGAAGGCCCAAAGUACAGUAUUCAUCUUGGUGAGAGCUGUGGCGGCGGCUGGAAUCAGGUGAAGGGCGGCCUUUGGCGCGCCUAUGCCUCCCAGAAGCCUGGCACGAAGGCGGUUUCCUGGUGCGAUAAUGAGAAGCACUGGACUCAGAUCUUCGUGAAAGGCACCGCCUGCCCUGGCAACUGGCAGGGUCUGAAGUGGCUGCAUGGAGGCACCUUCUUCGCAAAUGAGGGCUCUUCGUUCUGUGUGGGCACGCGCAAAGGCCAGUCCGAGGAGACUUCUUUCUCCAAAGCCCUUCCGCAGAAGACCUGUGAGGGCGAUGGCUUCAAACAAGAGCUGAGCUUCAGCCCGGUUGACCCAGCCGAACCUACUGCCAGUCUCAGCGUUUGUGUGGGUCAAGACCGAACAAGGGAGAGGACGAAGAUUUCGAUGCAGGCUGAUUGCGACACCGGUGAUCUCAUCGCGGUUGCUCGCUUCGGUGCCCGGCAAGCUGCGAACCACGCGGUGGGCGACCGAUUGUUCUGCGUAGAGAGCGUCGGAGAGAACGACGUCUUUCGGGAGAAGGGCAAGUGCACCAGCAAGCUGAAGUUCGAGCUUGCUUUGCCCGUGAAAGCUGACGAAUCCAUGCUUUCAGAUCCACAGAUUCUUCAUCGCCGGCCGCGGUUCUGUACAGGAUUCCGGAAGAGCAAAGUGGUGACUGGAGUGGACCAGCAGUGCGAUUCCUUGGAGUCUGUGACCUUGGAUUUCGAGGCUGCAGGGCUGUUGGAGAUUGCCAUCUCCACGAAGUCUGCCACGGGUGAGGCACCUCUGCUUCCCGGCAUCAUUGGCACAAUGCCAGUUGUUCCUCAGUCUCGGCUACCUUAG